Trametes versicolor FP-101664 SS1 is the source of this 897-nucleotide messenger RNA. RefSeq lists its product as uncharacterized. Lineage: Eukaryota; Fungi; Basidiomycota; Agaricomycetes; Polyporales; Polyporaceae. The record is from RefSeq and is a predicted model, not a curated record. Bases 253 to 525 code for a protein of 90 amino acids. The transcript is spliced from 5 exons.
CUGUAGAUCGUCUUGGGCCUGCUGCUCGCCCACGAACUGCUCUUCGCACGUUGCAACUCUCUAAUCUCGCCCUGGAAUACACACGGAUUGUGUUUCCGAUCCUUGGCCGCGCAAUCUAGCCACGCCUGCAAUCCCAGCGCGCGAGACGCAUCAACAUACGGCGGCCCCCACACCUCGCGUUCCUCGUACUAACGACACAGCGUUGAGUAGCCACGAAUCAAUCAGCCAUAAGUUUCACCCCUUCCCUGCACAAUGAUCUGCAAUCAGCUAUCGGCACACGCGUCAGGAGGCGUCAGGACCGGGCCACCAUCAAACUCGAUCUCGCGCGGACUGCAACGUUGCUCUUCGACGGUCCUCGGAGGACCCGAUCACCCAGCUGAGGUCGAUCACUCACGUCCACUGAACGUGCUUCAACGUGAGCUUGAGCUUGCACUACGACUAUCGGCGUGUAAACGGGGUUACGCACGCAAUCUCCAUCUGCUUUCCGAACCCGGUGUAGCAGGGCGAGGUAAAUCUUUGUGGUGAUGUACGCCGUCAUGGCUCGUCUCAGGGCAGGGCGCGCACUCCUAUAGGAGAGUCUGGAUGUAACACGCGUCUAAUGAUGUGUGCCUGUUCUUGCUCCAAGUCAAUUUUGGCAGACAGGUGCCUGCUGAGCGGUGCCGGUGACUGCUGGUUUCAUUCCGACGUGUACUGGGCUAGCCCUUGUGGCAACAAGAGCGCGUGGUAUGCAGAGCGUGAAGACCACAACGGCCUCUACGGUGGCGCCGCUGCAUCGCUUUCGCUGCGUCCCAUGAGCCCUGUCGCCCCGUUUCGGAGCCUGUAGAGUCCGAGGCGCUAUUGCUCCUUGAAACUCACUCCACGGUAGCUAUACGCCGGAGCUACUGUUCUAACUAACGC